CCAAAACUUGAGAUCCAAGCAAUCUAUUAUUGUAUUUCAGGUAUAGUGUAAAACCAAUUUUUAAUUCUCCUUUUUCCUUCUCAAUUUCAAUUUCUUGCAAGAGUUACAGAAAAGACAUGUGAAGAAGGAUAUCAGUAAUAAUUCAAUCAUCAUAGAAAAGGUUUUUGGAGAAGAAGUAAUACUGGAAGUAACCACAGAGAAAGGUAAGAGGAAGCGGAUAAAAGAGAUGACAUGGUUUAAUGGCUGUAAGGAUGAACGAGCUAUCGAAACAAGCUCAAUAUCUGAAAGUACAACUACUACCGCACCGCCGCCCGAAGCAGUACUAGUAGCUGUAAGCGAAGAGAAAUCUGAAAAGAGAGAUCAAGGGAAAACUUGCCCAUCAUGCGGUUAUCAGAUGCAAUACCAAGAACAGGCGGGAAUUAAUGAUUUGCCGGGGUUACCAGCUGGUGUUAAGUUUGAUCCAACAGACCAAGAGAUUUUGGAGCAUUUGGAAGGGAAAGUGCGAACUGAUAUUCAUAAGCUUCACCCUCGCAUCGAUGAAUUCAUUCCUACACUUGAAGGAGAGAAUGGAAUUUGCUAUACUCAUCCUGAGAAGCUGCCAGGGGUGCGCAAAGACGGGCUAAUACGUCAUUUUUUUCACCGGCCAUCCAAGGCUUACACAACAGGUACUAGGAAACGGAGGAAGGUUCACACAGAUGAAGAUGGAAGCGAGACUCGAUGGCAUAAAACUGGCAAAACUAGAGCAGUUUUAGGUGCUGGGAAGGUGUUAGGGUACAAGAAAAUACUUGUGCUAUACACAAAUUAUGGCAAACUGAAGAAACCUGAGAAGACAAACUGGGUUAUGCACCAAUACCAUCUUGGCAAUAAUGAAGAAGAAAAAGAUGGAGAAUUGGUCGUAUCAAAAGUGUUUUAUCAAACACAGCCAAGACAGUCUAAUAAUUCAUCGACCGAGCUCAUCAAAGACGCGGUUCCAAUUAAUAAGAAAGGUAUUGCUCCUCCUAAUCUCAAGAAUAUGAUGAACACUGGCAGUGUUGAGUUCUAUAAUCAUUCAGCACUAGUCUCUUAUGAUAAAGAAAGCGGCAUCGGCAGAAUCGGUCCGUUACCUUUACAACCACCUCGUUUUAUACCGAAUUUCAUUGUUCGCUCCUCGGAUGGGUCUCAGUUUCAUCAGUAAGAGUCAAGCUCUGGAAAGUUUGUAUUGAAUUACUACUGUUGGACAUUUAGACAAACAGAAGCAGGCAGCGGUAAAGAAGAAAAGAUGAAGAAAGAGUGAUCAUGGAUGGUAACAAUUGUAGGUAUUUGUUCUGUCAAUGAUGAAAUAAUUUAGUUACUGUGGCAUUUUUAUUAGAAGUCCAAAAAUAAAGGGAAUACAUUCAUGUUGUGUGGAGAAAAAGAUGAAAAAUGGAACAGUAAUUUCUUUUAAAAUAUUUUUACUUGCUAUUGUUUGUUCUUUUUCACAUAAAUGCAGGUUUCUACAUGUGACGGUAUAAA
Molecule: messenger RNA, 1491 nt
Organism: Papaver somniferum (opium poppy)
Lineage: Eukaryota; Viridiplantae; Streptophyta; Magnoliopsida; Ranunculales; Papaveraceae
Product: NAC domain-containing protein 73-like
Exons: 4
Coding region: 227-1174 (315 amino acids)
Biological process (GO): regulation of DNA-templated transcription
Cellular component (GO): nucleus
Molecular function (GO): transcription cis-regulatory region binding; DNA-binding transcription factor activity
Source: RefSeq, a predicted model, not a curated record